Phyllostomus hastatus (greater spear-nosed bat) is the source of this 795-nucleotide messenger RNA. RefSeq names its product keratin-associated protein 4-3-like. The record is from RefSeq and is a predicted model, not a curated record. The coding region runs from base 1 to 795 and encodes 264 amino acids. Gene Ontology annotation, cellular component: keratin filament. The transcript is spliced from 2 exons. Lineage: Eukaryota; Metazoa; Chordata; Mammalia; Chiroptera; Phyllostomidae.
AUGGCCGCCUCCACCCUGUCUGUCUGCUCCAGCGACCUGAGCUACAGCAGCCGCGUGGAUGACUGUCCAGAGAGCUGCUGCCAGCCCUCCUGCUGUGUCCCCAGCUGCUGCCAGCCCUCCUGCUGUGUCCCCAGCUGCUGCCAGCCCACCUGCUGUGCCCCCAGCUGCUGCCAGUCCACCUGCUGUGCUCCCAGCUGCUGCCAGCCCUCCUGCUGCGCUCCCAGCUGCUGCCAGUCCACCUGCUGCGCCCCCAGCUGCUGCCAGUCCACCUGCUGCGCCCCCAGCUGCUGCCAGUCCACCUGCUGUGUCCCCAGCUGCUGCCAGUCCACCUGCUGUGUCCCCAGCUGCUGCCAGCCCUCCUGCUGUGCCCCUAGCUGCUGCCAGUCCACCUGCUGUGCCCCCAGCUGCUGCCAGUCCACCUGCUGUGCCCCCAGCUGCUGCCAGCCCACCUGCUGCACCCCCAUCUGCUGCAAGCCUGUCUGCUGCACACCCUUCUGUUGCACAUCUGUUUGUUGCAAGCCGGCCUGUUGCACACCCGCCUGCUGCAAGCCUACCUGCUGCACACCCGUGUGCUGCACACCCGUCUGCUGCAAGCCCGUCUGCUGUAAACCCGUGUGCUCUGUGCCCAUCUGCUCUGGGGCUGCCCCCUGCUCAGCCCCCUCCUGCUGCCAGCCCACCCCCUGCCCCUCAUCCUGCUGCAGACCCUCCUCCUCUGUGUCUCUCAUCUGCCGCCCUGUGUGCAGACCCGCCUGCUGCGUGCCUGUCUCCUCCUGCUAUGCCCCCUCCUGCUGCUAG